Mercurialis annua (annual mercury) is the source of this 2326-nucleotide messenger RNA. RefSeq names its product protein LEO1 homolog. Gene Ontology annotation, cellular component: Cdc73/Paf1 complex; nucleus. The transcript is spliced from 12 exons. Bases 147 to 2075 code for a protein of 642 amino acids. The record is from RefSeq and is a predicted model, not a curated record. Gene Ontology annotation, biological process: positive regulation of transcription elongation by RNA polymerase II; transcription elongation by RNA polymerase II. Gene Ontology annotation, molecular function: RNA polymerase II C-terminal domain phosphoserine binding. NCBI's taxonomy places the organism in Eukaryota, Viridiplantae, Streptophyta, Magnoliopsida, Malpighiales, Euphorbiaceae.
AUAAGCACUGUUGCUGCUAAUACACACAGCAUCAACCGACGCGUCAGGGUUUUUACGUUUUGGAGCUGAAAGCGUAUCGUAUCGUACCGUAUCGAGUAAAAAAGCUCUCAAAAACUUGAGCGUGGAUAAUCAGAGAGGCGGAUAAUAUGGGAGGCGAGGAGAAACGGCAUCAGAUGAUGCAGAAUCUGUUCGGCGACCAGUCCGAAGAAGAAGAAGAGGAAGAGAUCGAUUCUGAACACGAGUCUAAUCCUCAACCUAAUUACGCCUCUGAUGAAGCUGAAGGAGGGCUGAGGAAUGAGGGUGAAGGAGAAGUGGAAGGAGAAGGUGAAGAUGAAGUAGUAGAAGGGAAUGAGGAUGUGGAAGUAGAGAGUGAAGGUGAAGGUGAAAUGCGUGACGUAGAACCUGAUCCCGGAGAAAGUGAGGGUGAACGAGAAGCAACUUCUGAAGAAGUAGAUAUUGGUGAUGAGAGGGAGGUGAGCGAAGCAAAGGAUGUGGAUAGUGAUGAGAAAGAAGAAUAUGAUCGUAGAAUAGCCGUAGGACAGAGACAUGAUGUGAUUGAUAGUGGGUCCGAGAGAUCUGAGGAACAUCAAUUUGGUGAUCAUGAGGAUGAGGAGGUUGAUCAGGCUAGAAGUCCAAGCAGUAAAUCACCUGAUGUGGAGAAGGAUGACGAGAAUCACGUUUCACAAUCAGCUGCUGAGAUUCGCGAUGUGUUUGGUGCCUCUGACGAUGAGGAAGAGCCAGAUUAUGCUGUUAGGAAUGAAAUUGAGGAGGAUUUAGCUAGAUCUCCAACGGAUGAGGAAGGAAGCUAUGAUAGGAAUUUAAGACCCGAGGAUAUGCUGGUUGAUGAAGAUGCUCAAGAUGAAUCGGAAGAGGAAAAUAUUGACGUUAAAUCUAAAGAGAAACCAGUUGGCCCCCCAUUAGAGCUAGAGAUUCCUUUUAAGGAACCUCCAGCAGAUCAAGCUAGGAUGAAUAUGAUCACGGUUUCUAAUAUAAUGGGAAUUGAACGAAAAGAGUUUAAUCCUAAGACGUAUGUUGAAGACAAAACAAUUGUUACAAAUGAAUCUGGAGAAAACAAACGUAUCCGUUUGGAAAACAAUAUAGUGCGUUGGCGGACUGUUAGAAACCGCGAUGGCAGUAAAUCUAUUGAAAGCAAUGCACGCUUUGUGAGAUGGUCAGAUGGUAGUUUACAGCUGCUAAUUGGGAACGAAGUUCUUGAUAUAUCUGUGCGAGAUGAUCGGCAUGAUCAGACACAUCUUUUUCUUCGACAUAACAAGUCGCUUCUUCAAUCGCAAGGAAGAAUUUUAAAAAAGAUGAAGUUUAUGCCGUCAUCAUUGACUUCAAAUUCUCAUAGGCGGUUGACUGCUCUUGUUGACUCAAGUUAUAGAAAGGUUUAUAAAGUUAAGAACUGUGUCACCGACAUUGAUCCUGAAAGAGAAAAAGAGGAGAAAGAAAGGGCUGAAAGUCAAACAAUUAGAGCAAAUACAAUUCUUAAUAGGAAGAGAGAAAAGAUUAGCCGGAAAUACACACAAAAUGUUGAUCGAAGGCGUCAGCUUUCUCCUGGAUUCCUGGAGGAUGCUCUUGAUGAGGAUGAAGAACCAGAUUAUUAUGACUCCCGCCGUUCUCGCCGCCGCUUCGAGGAAGAUCUGGAAGUGGAAGCUCGGGCAGAGAAACGAAUUAUGAAUGCUAAGAAGGGAAACAAAGAUAUUCUUCGCAAGCCAUCUUUACCCGUUGCUAAGUCAUCAAAGCGCCCUAUUAACUUCUCUGACAGUGAGAGAGAAGAGUCUGAGUAUGAAACUGACGGGGAGGAAGAUGAGAGAUCUCUGCCCAGGAAACGAGGCGAGGAGCCAGAACAGGAAUAUGAAGAAGAGGAAGAAGAGGGAGACGACCGGUAUGAUGAAGCAGAAGCUGAUGUGGCCUCAGACGAGGAAGAUGAGGCUGAGGAUCCAAGACAAAAGAGCAAGGAUUUUGGAGGCAGUCGCAAGAGGGCUGGGAUUGAAUCAGAUGAAGAAUCCCCGCCAAAAAAGAUGGCAACCCACCGACGAAUGGCGGUUGUUUAUGAUAGCGAUGAGGAGUGAAAACGUCAUGGAGUUGAAUAUGAUGCUAUGAGAAGGUCUGCUAUCCACCUAUCCCGGUGAUGAGUUUCAGAAAGAACGUGAGACACGGAAGGUCGUCGGCGGAUGAAGAUAGAUUUAUGAUAAGUAUACUUAUUUUUGAUGAAUAUGAUAAGUAUACUUGUUACUAUUUAUUUGUAAAAUAUUAAAAAUUAUCACUAAUGUAACAGAUGAUUAUAAUAUUUCCAGUUUAUAUAAUCUUUUUUCUUCAUAAA